AAUAAUUUGGGUCGUGCCGUUCAGUUUUAAAUUGGUAUAUGUUUGUAAAAUUGGCAUUUUGGGUUUUAGUUCAUCAGUACCACUGUGAAGAAUGAAAGAAAACAAUUCUUUGCGCCUUUUGGCCGCUUUCCUUUUAACUGCAUUUGCUGCGGGAGAAACGGUUAAUAUCCCGGGAGGAAGACUGUUGAUGGGGACUAAUUCAGCGGACGGACGGGACGGAGAGUCCCCCGUUAGAGAGGUGGAAGUGCAGCCUUUCAUGAUAGACAUAUAUCCGGUAACAAAUGUCCAAUUCAGGGACUUUGUGAGAUCACAGAAGUAUAAAAGUGAAGCUGAGACAUUUGGCUGGAGUUUUGUGUUUCAGGACUUUGUGUCAGAUGAGUUAAAGAGCAAAGUCACUCAGACUAUUGAGUCUGCUCCUUGGUGGCUGCCAAUAGAGCGAGUAUUCUGGAGACAGCCUGCAGGACCUGGUUCAGGUAUUCGGGAGCGUCUGGACUUUCCUGUGGUUCAGGUGAGCUGGAAUGAUGCUCAGGCUUUCUGUAGGUGGAAAGGCCGCAGACUGCCCACUGAGGAGGAGUGGGAGUGGGCCGCACGUGGAGGACUGCAAGGUAGGACUUACCCAUGGGGGAACAAGUUCCAGGUCAACAGAACCAACUUGUGGCAGGGUCCGUUCCCAGAUGGUGACACAGCAGAGGACGGAUACCAUGGCCUCGCCCCCGUCACAGCAUUUCCUCCUCAGAACAAUUAUG
This is a messenger RNA of Oryzias melastigma (Indian medaka), 746 nucleotides long. RefSeq names its product inactive C-alpha-formylglycine-generating enzyme 2. The record is from RefSeq and is a predicted model, not a curated record. Gene Ontology annotation, cellular component: endoplasmic reticulum. Lineage: Eukaryota; Metazoa; Chordata; Actinopteri; Beloniformes; Adrianichthyidae.